This is a messenger RNA of Sphenostylis stenocarpa, 2364 nucleotides long. The record is from the annotation of a GenBank genome assembly. NCBI's taxonomy places the organism in Eukaryota, Viridiplantae, Streptophyta, Magnoliopsida, Fabales, Fabaceae.
AUGCCCCUUUUGUUGAGUUUCCCGUUUCAGUUUCACAUUUUUCUUCACAAGCUUUCUUAUUCUCCCUUUCUUAGUGCUCCUACUCGUACCAAAGCUUAUGUGAGAACGCGUGAUAGCUACCUUGGUCUUGUUUUCUUGUCACACCCGAAAUACUCAAUUGGGUCAACAGGGUUUCAUAAGUCCACUCCAAAGCCUAGGGACUCGAUUCCUGCUGUUGACUACUCUGGCCUGUGUGAGCAAGAAGAAGAAUGUGAUGAUGGUGUUGUUUUUGAGGGAAGAGAAAUAGCUGAUGCCACCUCUUUUGUGUCCAAGAAGGAAUUUCCUCCUUGGGGAGAAGUAGAGCUGGAAGAUGGUGAUGAUAUUGAAGGAAGAGGAAAAUUUAAUACAAGUAUAGUGUCCAAGGAUGAAUUGUGUCCUUGGGGAGAAGUAGAACUGGAAGAAGAAGAAGAAGAUGAUGAUGACGACGAUGAUGAUUUUGAAGUUAAAGAAGCAUUUGGUACAUCUGUAGUGUCCAAGGAGGACUUACAUUCGUGGGGAGUAGCAAAACUGAAUGAUGAUGAUGGUAAUGAUGAAAGAAUAGGUGCUGAUGCAUAUUUUGUGUCCAAUAAGGAAUUGGCUCCCUGGGGGGAAUUCAAAGAAGAUGAAGAGGAUGACGGAAAUAACAAUGACAAUGACAAUGCUGAGAGAAAAGCAAAUGGUGGCGCAUAUUUUGUGGCCAAGAAGGAAUGGCGUACCUGGAGAGAAGCUGAAGAUGGCGACUAUGGUUUUGACUACAAAAACAAUGAUAAUGUUGAAAGAACAACAAACGGGGAUGCAUAUUUUGUCGCCAAGAAGGAAUUGCCUCCCUGGGGAAGAGCACAAGAUGAUAAUGUUGAUGACAACAAUGCCGGAAAAAGAGCAAAUGGGGAUGCGUAUAUUGGGGCCAAGAAGGAGUUGCCUACCUGGGGAGAAGCAGAAGAUAAUGGACGCCGUGAUUCUAGAACCGUGGAGACUACUUUAUCAUCUCCAGAGGGGAUGGGACUAAUGAAGGAGCAUGGGACAAUUUUUCUUGAGGAGAUGGAUGAGAAUGUGUUGUCUAAUAGGAUUGUGGUGCUUAGCCGAACUAACAAGAUUAGAAGUGCAAUGGUGUAUUUUAGGUCUAUGGAAUUAUCGGGUCUUUCUCCUAAUAUCCAUGCGUGUAAUUCUCUUAUUUCUAGCCUUUUGAGAAAUGGGAGGUUUGAUAAUUGCUUAAAAGUGUUCAAUUUUACUAGGGCCAAAGGGAUAACUACAGAACAUACUUAUAGCUUGAUUCUUAUGGCACAUGCAAAAGCUCAUGGUUGUGAUUCAGCACUUAGAUUCUUCAGAGAACUAGAAAGUGAAUGUGAUGUGGAGAAGGAUUUUGAUGCAAUUGUUUACAACACCAUGAUCUCUAUCUGCAGAAAUGUUGACAACUGGAGUGAAGUAGAGAGGUUGUGGAGGAGUAUGAAGGAAAAUGGGCGUGCUGGAACUUGUGUCACCUAUCGCCUAUUAAUCAGUAGUUUUGUACGAUGUGACCAAAAUGACCUUGCUCUAUAUGCUUACCGUGAAAUGGUUCAAAAUGGAUAUGAACCAGACAGCAAUGUAUUGAAUGCUAUCAUUAGUGUAUGUUCUAAGGAGGGAAAAUGGGAUGUUGCCUCAAGUGUCUUUAACACAAUGUUGAAGGGUGAACUUAAACCAAACUUAGUUGCAUGCAAUGCAUUAAUUAACUCACUUGGCAGAGCAGGGGAACUCAAGCAAGCAUUUCAGGUCUACAACACAAUGAAAUCAUUAGACCUUAAACCAGAUUCAUAUACAUUUAAUGCUCUACUAAGUUCUCUGAACAAGGCUGAUAUGCAUCACAAAGCUAUUGAGCUUUUUGAGAUGAUUGAAAGGGAUCAAACAUCUCAAUUCAAUGUUCAUUUAUUCAAUACUGUUUUAAUGUCUUGCUCAAAGCUUAGGUUGUGGGAGAGGGCUAUAGAAAUUUUGUGGCAAAUAGAAGCUUCUGGACUGUCUAAUUUGACAAAGUCAUAUAAUCUUGUCAUCAGGACCUGUGAGCUUGCAAGGAAGUCAACAAUUGCACUGCAGGUGUACAAGCACAUGGUUCACCAGAAGUGCAGUCCAAACGUAUUUACUUAUUUGUCUGUAAUUAGAUGCUGUGUUCGUGGAAAUCUCUGGGAAGAAUUAGAAGAAAUCCUAAAUGGGAUGAUGCCAAAUGCCACUCUUUAUAACGCUGCCAUUCAAGGUCUGUGUUUACGCAGAAAUGUUAACUUGGCAAAUAAGGUCUACACAAAAAUGCAAGAAAGUGGUCUUCAACCUGAUGUCAAAACACAAGUACUUAUGCUUCGUAUGAUAAGGAAAAGGAAGUAG